AUGCUGUUAUUGUUUAUUUCCGAUACUGCAGAUGGCGCUUUAAUUUCAGUCAAAAAUAAUAACCAAGUGAACGUAUAUACUUUGAACAAUUUAUUCACCCCAAUCAUUUCAAUUCCAGUGAACUUAACACAAAGAAUUAUAGGUGAGUCGGAUUUAUAUUUCUAUUUUGUUUUGAAGUUCAGAAGUAAUUUGAUUAAAUAG
Trichobilharzia regenti is the source of this 201-nucleotide messenger RNA. The record is from the annotation of a GenBank genome assembly. Lineage: Eukaryota; Metazoa; Platyhelminthes; Trematoda; Strigeidida; Schistosomatidae.